AUGCUGCAAAUACUACAGAUGGACCUCCAACACUCUAAAACGGCUUCGGCCUCCCUUCUUCACCUCCUGACAAAAAUUGGAGAAGAUGUCGUUCUCAUCCAAGAACCUUGGAUUGUGAAAUCCCUGGUUCGAGGACUGAGAACUCCUGGUGAUAAAGACGUCACCACAGCCAGUAUGGUAAUAGACAACCAUACCUACUGGCUGGUAUCAGCAUAUUUCUGUCACGACCACCAGGGUCCACUGCCUGGUACCAUUCUUGAGAAGACGGUCGCUGAAUCAACAAGACAGAAAACAAACCUAAUUAUCGGUUGUGAUGUCAAUGCGCACCAUACUACAUGGGGUAGUACCGAUAUAAAUAACAGAGGUGUGUCUCUUUUUGAUUAUAUUCUAACAAGUAAUCUGGCAAAUAAUAAUAAUAAUAAUAAUAAUAAUAAUAAUAAUAAUAAUAAUAAUAAUAAUAAUAAUAAUAAUAAUAAUAAUAAUAAUAAUAAUAAUAAUAAUAAUAAUAAUAAUAAUAAUAAUAAUAAUAAUAAUAAUAAUAAUAAUAAUAAUAAUAAUAAUAAUAAUAAUAAUAAUAAUAAUAAUAAUAAUAAUAAUAAUAAUAAUAAUAAUAAUAAUAAUAAUAAUAAUAAUAAUAAUAAUAAUAAUAAUAAUAAUAAUAAUAAUAAUAAUAAUAAUAAUAAUAAUAAUAAUAAUAAUAAUAAUAAUAAUAAUAAUAAUAAUAAUAAUAAUAAUAAUAAUAAUAAUAAUAAUAAUAAUAAUAAUAAUAAUAAUAAUAAUAAUAAUAAUAAUAAUAAUAAUAAUAAUAAUAAUAAUAAUAAUAAUAAUAAUAAUAAUAAUAAUAAUAAUAAUAAUAAUAAUAAUAAUAAUAAUAAUAAUAAUAAUAAUAAUAAUAAUAAUAAUAAUAAUAAUAAUAAUAAUAAUAAUAAUAAUAAUAAUAAUAAUAAUAAUAAUAAUAAUAAUAAUAAUAAUAAUAAUAAUAAUAAUAAUAAUAAUAAUAAUAAUAAUAAUAAUAAUAAUAAUAAUAAUAAUAAUAAUAAUAAUAAUAAUAAUAAUAAUAAUAAUAAUAAUAAUAAUAAUAAUAAUAAUAAUAAUAAUAAUAAUAAUAAUAAUAAUAAUAAUAAUAAUAAUAAUAAUAAUAAUAAUAAUAAUAAUAAUAAUAAUAAUAAUAAUAAUAAUAAUAAUAAUAAUAAUAAUAAUAAUAAUAAUAAUAAUAAUAAUAAUAAUAAUAAUAAUAAUAAUAAUAAUAAUAAUAAUAAUAAUAAUAAUAAUAAUAAUAAUAAUAAUAAUAAUAAUAAUAAUAAUAAUAAUAAUAAUAAUAAUAAUAAUAAUAAUAAUAAUAAUAAUAAUAAUAAUAAUAAUAAUAAUAAUAAUAAUAAUAAUAAUAAUAAUAAUAAUAAUAAUAAUAAUAAUAAUAAUAAUAAUAAUAAUAAUAAUAAUAAUAAUAAUAAUAAUAAUAAUAAUAAUAAUAAUAAUAAUAAUAAUAAUAAUAAUAAUAAUAAUAAUAAUAAUAAUAAUAAUAAUAAUAAUAAUAAUAAUAAUAAUAAUAAUAAUAAUAAUAAUAAUAAUAAUAAUAAUAAUAAUAAUAAUAAUAAUAAUAAUAAUAAUAAUAAUAAUAAUAAUAAUAAUAAUAAUAAUAAUAAUAAUAAUAAUAAUAAUAAUAAUAAUAAUAAUAAUAAUAAUAAUAAUAAUAAUAAUAAUAAUAAUAAUAAUAAUAAUAAUAAUAAUAAUAAUAAUAAUAAUAAUAAUAAUAAUAAUAAUAAUAAUAAUAAUAAUAAUAAUAAUAAUAAUAAUAAUAAUAAUAAUAAUAAUAAUAAUAAUAAUAAUAAUAAUAAUAAUAAUAAUAAUAAUAAUAAUAAUAAUAAUAAUAAUAAUAAUAAUAAUAAUAAUAAUAAUAAUAAUAAUAAUAAUAAUAAUAAUAAUAAUAAUAAUAAUAAUAAUAAUAAUAAUAAUAAUAAUAAUAAUAAUAAUAAUAAUAAUAAUAAUAAUAAUAAUAAUAAUAAUAAUAAUAAUAAUAAUAAUAAUAAUAAUAAUAAUAAUAAUAAUAAUAAUAAUAAUAAUAAUAAUAAUAAUAAUAAUAAUAAUAAUAAUAAUAAUAAUAAUAAUAAUAAUAAUAAUAAUAAUAAUAAUAAUAAUAAUAAUAAUAAUAAUAAUAAUAAUAAUAAUAAUAAUAAUAAUAAUAAUAAUAAUAAUAAUAAUAAUAAUAAUAAUAAUAAUAAUAAUAAUAAUAAUAAUAAUAAUAAUAAUAAUAAUAAUAAUAAUAAUAAUAAUAAUAAUAAUAAUAAUAAUAAUAAUAAUAAUAAUAAUAAUAAUAAUAAUAAUAAUAAUAAUAAUAAUAAUAAUAAUAAUAAUAAUAAUAAUAAUAAUAAUAAUAAUAAUAAUAAUAAUAAUAAUAAUAAUAAUAAUAAUAAUAAUAAUAAUAAUAAUAAUAAUAAUAAUAAUAAUAAUAAUAAUAAUAAUAAUAAUAAUAAUAAUAGUAAUAAUAAUAAUAAUAAUAAUAAUAAUAAU
Messenger RNA from Eupeodes corollae, 2508 nucleotides. Its product is annotated as probable cyclin-dependent serine/threonine-protein kinase DDB_G0292550. The annotation marks the transcript as partial. NCBI's taxonomy places the organism in Eukaryota, Metazoa, Arthropoda, Insecta, Diptera, Syrphidae. The transcript is spliced from 5 exons. The record is from RefSeq and is a predicted model, not a curated record.